Molecule: messenger RNA, 321 nt
Organism: Schizosaccharomyces osmophilus
Lineage: Eukaryota; Fungi; Ascomycota; Schizosaccharomycetes; Schizosaccharomycetales; Schizosaccharomycetaceae
Gene: srp14
Product: signal recognition particle subunit Srp14
Exons: 3
Coding region: 1-321 (106 amino acids)
Biological process (GO): SRP-dependent cotranslational protein targeting to membrane
Cellular component (GO): signal recognition particle, endoplasmic reticulum targeting
Molecular function (GO): 7S RNA binding; endoplasmic reticulum signal sequence receptor activity
Source: RefSeq, a predicted model, not a curated record
AUGCUUUUGAGUAACGAGCAGUACCUGGCUCAACUAGCAGAGCACUUACAGCAGUUGGAAGGAAAAGGAGCUAGUUCCUUGUAUUUGUCCCAAAAGAAAAAUCCAGCCUCUGGUGAUGAACAGAAUACCAAACCAUCAAUCUUACUUAGAGCUAAGAAUGGAGCAAACUGGAAAAUCUCGACAACUGUAGAUGCCGAGAACUUUACAGAAUUCUUUGGAAAAUAUACAGAGGUUUGCAAAGGUGGAAUGAUUGGGUUGAAGAAACGUGACCGAAAGAAAAACAAGAAGAAAAAGAAAGCACCUACAGCAUCCACUGCAUAA